This is a messenger RNA of Owenia fusiformis, 2699 nucleotides long. The record is from the annotation of a GenBank genome assembly. NCBI's taxonomy places the organism in Eukaryota, Metazoa, Annelida, Polychaeta, Sabellida, Oweniidae.
ACAUUAAACGGACACGGAAAAAACUUAGAAAUGGUCUAGAUACUUACAUGUGCACCUCUGUUUUGUUGAUAUCACUUUUAAAUAUGAGGGCAGUUAAUAAAUCGAAGAGAAAGUUCGAGAAACCUGCGAAAUAGAAAAAUGCUGCAAGUUUUGUUUACGGAUGUGACGUCAUACCGGAAGUUGAGAGGGCUUGUCGGGAUAAAAAGUUUAAAAGUAUGGCGGCCGCAAGAAAUGUUUCUACUCCGUAUACAAGUCUUCCUAACGUCGCUCAGAAUGCAUUGAAUACUCCUUCACCAGGAGGACCCUUUAAAGCUACGCAAUUAUGGAAGGAGAUCAUUGGCCACUUGAAAUUGCACGUGUCGUGUAAACGGAAGCGUAUACGAUUGAAACAAUAUGACCAAUGUUUUACUGGUUCUGAUGCAGUUGAUGUAAUUUUGCACCAUCUCUUACUCGAUAAUGUUAACUUUCGUAAAGACAUAUCCAGAGCAAAGGCUGUGAAGUUAUGUCAGUUGAUUAUGGACAGCAAAGUGUUUGAAUCCAUUAAUAGUCAUUCUGCAAAACUAUUUGAGGAUAGUUCAAAUAAAUUCUACAGAUUCAAAACAGAGGGUGGUGUGGCAGACAGGAAACCUCUCAUCUCGACACCUUCUAAAAACAGUCCUUCUAGUCAUCCUGGGUCCAAAAUGAGGAUCAACAAAGUUUUUGAACCUGACCUUCUGGACGGUGAUAAUGUCAUAAGCAACCCUAUCCUUCUCAACAAUAAAGGCCAGAUCAUCCAAGAACUUAUGAAUACUUCAGAAACAUGGAAACGCAGAAGUAGCAUGGAUUUAUUAAAAAGAACUAUAUCUCCAGCUUUAAGUAAGGGGACUUUUUCACGGCAGCGUCAGGCUCAUGAAUUUAAAUCCAUGAGGACGGGGAAACCACGCACCCCCCUUGCUGAUCGUAUUAAUAUAUCAGAUCGCCUAAAUAGGUCUUUGAGGAAACGAAGAUUGGACAUGUCAUUUGAUGAUUGUGAUACCCCCAAAGCAGUUGCCGAUGAGAUCUGGCGAGAAGUGGCAUUAAACAAACUUCUCACUUUAAUAGAGCUUCCUCUAUUGGACACAAUUUUAAGUUCAGAUCUUGAUGACGUCAGCCCAAACUUGCCAAAUUUGGUCAUCUCAAAUCUACAGCUGGGGUUAGAGUCAGGAUUUUUGAUAAAAGAAACGGUGCUAAGUGGUCCAGACCUUGUGAAACCUGACCCAUGGUUAACUGCUGCGACAGAAUGCUUGGAGCUACAGCCCGAUAAAAUGAGUGUUAUUUAUGCCACCAGGAGUCGCCACAAGUCCUGCGAAAGCUCCUCAAAACUUCGCAAAAAGGCUCUUUAUCAAGAAAUCGUAGACGUUUACACAAAAAAUAAAAAACGAAGUCCGCUGAUAUCGGAUCGUUUUAUGGACCUACACGUUGCAAUUUUUAAUCUUUUAAUGCAAGGACGAUUGGAUGUAGCAGUUAAAGCAGUGCAAUUGAGUAUGUUGUUGUUGCCCCAAAGCAAGCGAGACGAACUGGAAGCCCUGGUGAAGUUCCUGCACGAAGCAAUAAGUGAAUCUGCAGUACAUAUAGGAGACAUUGUGGGCAGUAACAGAGCUGAGAUUCAACACAGAUUUGCAGAUGUGAUUCUACAUAAUACAAUGUUAUCAGCAAGCCAGGCAUCAAAACUUGUCAUGUUUAUCAUUGACCACUACCCAGAGGUGUUCAAAGUCCCAGAAGAUAUUCAACAAAUUGUCACCAAUCGAUUAGAGUGUCUGAAAAAGGGACGUCUUUGUACAGUUGAAGAAGAGAGUGAUGCAGAUUUGAGUGACUGGAGAUAUGAUGAUACUCUGUCAGUGAUAGACAUGACGGCCUAUUGUGAGCGGGUCACCAUGGAGCAAUACAAGGAACAACAAGAGAACUACACCAACGAAGCCAUCUGUGACCUCAUCAAUACUGUACUGGACGAUACUAAAAUUCCUCUCAAGGAGAAACGGGAACGAUUAAAAUUGCUGAAGAAAAAUCAUCCGGAAAUCUAUAAUGAAAAUUUCGCGGGGAUGGUGUAGUGAUUGGAGACAAGUUAGAGAGAAAAUAUGGAUGACAGGAUAAAGUGCAUGAAGAAUCAUUGAGAUGAUUUUCUUUUUGUGCCUGGAAACAAAAAUUGGAAGAUAAAGCUUCUUUGUUGCAUUGGAUGCACUUGAGGUGCUGUCAUCAGGAAGUGAGAAGCUAUCAAAGUACAUAGCAAAAUUAAUCAAAAAAUUAAUUUAAUAAGCAUUUCUCUGUAUUAUAUUAUUGCAAUAUUAACAGUAUACUGUAACUUGGGUUAUUUUCACUCGCUUAAUAUUUGGCAAUUUACAUCGACACCACAGAUAAAUCCUCUGGAAUUUGUUCUUUUUUACAUCAAGCAAUAUCGGGAAAUCAUGGGCUGAGAACAAAGCCAGGUAAAUUUUUGGGGAAAAAGUGAUGAUCGGUCAUAAAGCUGACAUGGCAGCCGAUGUUGAAAUCAAUAACGUUUGAAUUUAUUGUACUCUGGGACAUUAUCACUAAAAAGUAUGAUCUAACUCUGAAAAGAAUAAAGAUUGUUAUUGAACUAAGCCCAAAUGAACCAAAUUAAUUAGCUGCCAAAUGUCAAAAAUCUGAAACUUUGCAAAAUUAACCCAAGUUAGAGUAGCAAUCAUCAAUCAUGAGAUCUAGAAAAC